AUGUCCGUUAACAUCAUCAAGGAUGCAUCCAACGCAAAAGUGGAUAUCGUUCUCGUCCAUGGUUUAAAACAUGAUGACCAGGAAAACUGGACAUCUGCGGAAAGCUCUGUCUUUUGGCCAGAGAAGCUCCUCCCGUCCCAGGUCCCCGACGCGCGGAUUAUUGCAUUUGAAUACGAUGAAGCGAACAUUGACUCGUUCUGGAAUGAGGAGGAUUUGAUCGCCGAUAUUUCUGACGACUUGGUCAAUGAACUGAUGGGGGAACGGCGCGGUGACAAGGCUGAGAGACCUUUGAUAUUCAUUGCUCAUUGCGUUGGGGGUUUGGCUUUGAUUCGCGCUUGUCAGCAUGAAAAGAAAAAGCAAUUGGUCAACUCUGUCCAGGGAAUUAUCCUCUUGGGAACUCCGCAUUUCCAACCGGAAACACUGUCGGAGGCUGGAAAAUAUUUCCAGCUCGCUGGGAAACAAAUCCCAAGCGCGUCCGAUCUAGAAGAAUUGUCUCAAUUCAUAUUGAAAAUUCCUCAGAAUUUUGCCCAGCUUAGACAGGCUGCCCCGAUUAAAGUUGAAUGCUUCUAUGAGGGAGCUCCUAUGAAGCUGAAUGACCAGGAAGUCAAGAUUGUUGAAGUUUCCGUGGCAAAUAUGCCCGGUGGAUCUCCCGCAACUAGACUUGCGGGUAAUCAUUACCAAAUGAGUCGUUUUGCAAGUGACAAAGACAAAGACUUCAAGAAAGUUUACAGGGUGCUGCAAGAGUGGGUGGAAGAUCUUCCUGAGCCUGAAAAGGAGGGCACUGUAAACAACAUAUCCAAUGCCUCAUUCGCCGGAUCUACCAAUAGUGGUUAUCAGCUAGGGCAGAAUGUGGGAAACCAGACUGGAUUCGUUUUUGGAAGGUGA
Molecule: messenger RNA, 885 nt
Organism: Penicillium macrosclerotiorum
Lineage: Eukaryota; Fungi; Ascomycota; Eurotiomycetes; Eurotiales; Aspergillaceae
Exons: 4
Coding region: 1-885 (294 amino acids)
Source: RefSeq, a predicted model, not a curated record